Messenger RNA from Diprion similis, 2343 nucleotides. RefSeq names its product calcitonin gene-related peptide type 1 receptor-like (gene Dh31-R). Gene Ontology annotation, cellular component: plasma membrane. Gene Ontology annotation, biological process: adenylate cyclase-modulating G protein-coupled receptor signaling pathway; cell surface receptor signaling pathway. The transcript is spliced from 15 exons. The coding region runs from base 558 to 1955 and encodes 465 amino acids. Gene Ontology annotation, molecular function: calcitonin receptor activity. Lineage: Eukaryota; Metazoa; Arthropoda; Insecta; Hymenoptera; Diprionidae. The record is from RefSeq and is a predicted model, not a curated record.
GGAGGCGUUACUUGAAGGUGUGGUUUUUUCAAUUACUCUUUCAAAAACCAUCCCCCCGAAGACUGUCAACAGUGUCGACAAAUCCACGCGGCAUGACAGCGACCUGCAGCGUCCGAAAGCUCGCCUAGCUUCGGGAAUAAUGCUCCGAUUAUACAAAGGGUGUAGAAAUUUUCAGGACUCACAAUCGGACAUAAAAUGGUUGAAAAUCGAGGUGUGAGAUUUGGGGAUAAAAAUUGGUCGGUCUACAUCGAGUGCGGAUUGGAUGCAUUAACUCGUUUAGUUCGUCUCGUGUGUGCAGCCGGAUAUAUUGCUGUUGCAAUUUACACACAGUCAGAGUAAAGCUGGACCUGGUGAAUUGGCGCGCCCAUUGACGCUGAGCGUUGCCGAUCGCUCGAUUAUUUAGGACUCCUUAGUAAGGGAUGCGCCGUCUCGAAUGAUAAGGAACCAACGUAUUACAAGUCGUAAUGACGCGACUGCAGUCUGUCAACUGACUUGGCGAAUAAAAAAUUAGACUACAAUCUAAUUACUCUGCUUUUGCCGAAACUCUGGCGUCAGGAAUGGAGGCUCAAACCGAGAUACCGAGCAACACGACGGCCGGAAGCACGGUCCAGGAGGAGGAACUCAAACGCAUCCUGUGGGAACGAAAAAUGGAAUGCAUGGACAGGCUGAGAUCCAACGCAACAGCACCGCCUGAACCUUAUUGCCCGGCGGUUUUCGACGGCUGGUCUUGUUGGCCGAAUACUCCGGCUGGUACGAUAGCGUUUCAGCCUUGCCCUGUUUUCGUCACAGGAUUCGAUGCGGGACGUUUUGCGCACAAGGAUUGCGAGGCGAAUGGUACCUGGUUCAAGCAUCCGGAAUCCCAUCAAAUAUGGAGCAAUUAUACAACCUGCGUGAACAUGGAAGAUCUCAGUUGGCAGCAGCACCUGAACACUAUCUACGAAACCGGUUACACGAUAUCACUAGUCGCUCUUCUCUUGUCCCUGGCAAUACUUACUUACUUCCGGUCGUUGAGAUGCGCAAGAAUUACGUUGCACAUGAAUCUCUUCGCAUCGUUCGCCGUUAACAAUGCACUAUGGUUGAUUUGGUACGGCACCGUCGUCGCCAACACACCGACUCUUUUUGAAAAUGGGAUCGGCUGCAGAUUCCUCCACGUGAUACUUCAUUAUUUCCUAUUGACGAAUUACGCAUGGAUGCUGUGCGAGGGAUUCUACUUGCACACCCUACUCGUAAGCGCGUUCACAAGCGAGCAUAAACUGGUCAAGUGGCUGAUGGGAUUGGGAUGGCCCUUACCAGCCAUCAUCGUUGUUACCUACGCAAUCCUGAGAGGCACCAGUGAUGACCUUGAGGACAGCUCACAGUGCUGGAUCAACGAGGGAAAUUACGCGAAUGUUCUCAUCUAUCCGGUCUGCGUUUCGACGCUGUUGAAUCUUCUAUUCCUUUGUAACAUUGUCCGCGUCCUUUUGACGAAGUUGCGUGCCGGUCCUGCGAUCGGAACAAGACCAUCGAGAUCAAUGCUACAGGCUUUCAGGGCAACUCUACUUCUGGUUCCACUACUAGGGCUUCAUUACUUGGUCAUUCCGUUCCGCCCGCCGAAGGGCCAUCCAUGGGAACAAGCCUACGAAAUCAUCUCUGCCAUUACCGCAUCUUUUCAAGGUCUCUGUGUCGCAAUUCUGUUCUGCUUCUGCAACGGUGAGGUGAUAACUCAGUUCAAACGGAAGUGGGAGGGAACAGCGUUCGUAAGAAAGAGGGCAAACUCAUGUACAGCAACAACCGUCUCGGUCCGAUGGCGGGAGAGGAGAAGGUGUGACUAUCAGUCGGCGGCGGGGGUGGAUCCGCAGGAGUCCGCGGGAUCCAACACGGCCGCCGCGCGUCGAGGAAGUAGCAACCACCUCCAGGUUCUCAUAAAACGCAACGACUCGGCGAACGACUUCAACCAAUACCAGAGCCAGUGCUGAUUACUACCUACAAACGGCUGACUAAGAUCGAGAGAGAUUUAUAAUUGUCGGUCUCUGGAUCACUCCGGCUUAAUUCUCAACCCCCCCCCCCCCAAUCACCGUUAUCGCUGAACCGUUUUGAAACCCCAAUGUUGAGACGUGUUUAUUGUUGACCAAAUCACUUUGCCUCUGGCCGAAUGUUAUUGUUGUAUAGUCACAAUUGACAAAAAUUCAAUCACUCUUCGUUCAAGAUGUGGGGUUUCGAACUCACGAUUGCUCUUUAAAUUUGAAUCAGUCAAAAUCCACUGAUUCCCAGUUAUAAGUAUAUACCACUGGAAAAUAUCCACACAAACUCAGUAAACGAUUGACCGUGACAUUUUUUAAUUUUGCCAAGGAUUUUUUCUACUGU